Molecule: messenger RNA, 1327 nt
Organism: Alosa alosa (allis shad)
Lineage: Eukaryota; Metazoa; Chordata; Actinopteri; Clupeiformes; Clupeidae
Gene: npy2r
Product: neuropeptide Y receptor Y2
Exons: 2
Coding region: 112-1224 (370 amino acids)
Biological process (GO): G protein-coupled receptor signaling pathway
Cellular component (GO): membrane
Molecular function (GO): neuropeptide Y receptor activity
Source: RefSeq, a predicted model, not a curated record
CAUUCAGAAACCAUGAAUUCUGAAACAAUGCGUUAAGAAAAAACGCGUUCGUGGAAAAAUCCAUGGAAUACCCUUAUUUCUGGAAACCAGGCUGUACCACACAUUCUGGGAAUGGAUGCACACGAUGUUGGAAAUGUUUCUCAGGACGAAGUUUUCGGGUCUCAAGUUAAUUCCUCCAACCCGCCAACGACUGUGCAAGAUGAACACUUUCUUCUGGAAGACAGUACAAAACUAGUUGGAGUUCAAGCGGUUUUAAUAUUUGCCUACAGUACCAUAAUUCUUUUGGGGGUGAUAGGUAACUCUCUUGUUCUAUAUGUUGUGUAUAAAUUUAAAAACUUGCAUACAGUGACAAAUUUUUUCAUAGUGAACCUAGCCGUGGCAGACCUGCUGGUGAACACCUUGUGCCUGCCCUUCACACUCAUGUACACGCUCCACGGCGAGUGGAAGUUUGGGUGGACACUUUGCUUCAUGCUACCUUACGCCCAAGGCCUUGCUGUGCACGUCUCUACUAUAACACUUAAUGUUAUAGCAAUGGACCGGUAUCGCAGCAUUGUCUAUCACAUGGAGACUAAAAUGUCACGGUAUAUGUGCGCAGUGGUCAUAGUUUUCACCUGGAUUGCCAGUGCAAUUCUGGCCAGUCCACUCGCCAUCUUUCGCGAGUAUGCGUCCCUUGAUCUGACACCUGAGCAGUCCAUACAGGUGUGCACGGAGAAGUGGCCAGGUGGCGGUGUUGACGGGACCGUGUACAGUGUUGCCACCUUUUUACUACAGUACGGCAUUCCACUUUCCAUCAUCUCCUUCGCAUACGCUCGCAUCUGGAUCAAGUUGCAUAGGCAUGUAAGUCCAGGCGGUGGAGGCCGGAACAACCGUCAUCGACGCCGCAAGAAAACUACAAAGAUGUUGGUGGCCGUGGUAGUGGUGUUUGCUCUCAGCUGGUUGCCUCUUCAUUCUUUUCAACUCGCCGUUGACUUCCACGACAGUAUUCUCGACAUGAGAGACUUUAAACUCCUGUACACCGCCUUCCACAUAACUGCCAUGUGCUCCACUUUUGCCAACCCGAUUCUGUACGGCUGGAUGAACCGGAACUACCGAACUGCAUUCACUGCUGUGUGCAAGUGUAUCUGGACAGCUGAUCAGGCUGGGGCCAACAGGGGUCCAGUCAGAAGAAUGGAGAAGGAAGGAAAGGGCAUUAACUGUCUGUAUACACACGUAACGAAUGUUUAAGAUAAGAUCUGUGGGCAUUAUCCGUGUAAAGGUGAUUUACGCAAUUUACGUAGGCCUAGCCAUGUUUGUUGUAGGGCAUAUUGUAAGGGAGAUUUAAGGUGAU